This is a messenger RNA of Naegleria gruberi, 570 nucleotides long. RefSeq lists its product as uncharacterized. Gene Ontology annotation, biological process: adenine salvage. NCBI's taxonomy places the organism in Eukaryota, Heterolobosea, Eutetramitea, Acrasida, Naegleriidae. The record is from RefSeq and is a predicted model, not a curated record. The coding region runs from base 1 to 570 and encodes 189 amino acids. Gene Ontology annotation, cellular component: cytoplasm. Gene Ontology annotation, molecular function: adenine phosphoribosyltransferase activity. The transcript has a single exon.
AUGAGUUCAAAUCAACCUGUUGACGAAAGAAGAGAAAAGAUUAAAUCCCUCAUCAGAACUGUUCCAGACUACCCUCAAAAGGGUAUCAUGUUCAGAGAUAUCAGUACAUUGUUGGCUGACUCUGAAGGAUUGGCUCUUGUUGCUGAUUUAUUUUAUGAACAAUACAAGGAUAAAAAGAUUGAUGCCGUUAUCGGUAUUGAAGCCAGAGGUUUCAUUUUAGGAUCCUUGUUGGCCUAUAAAAUUGGAGCUGGUUUUGUUAUGAUUAGAAAGGAAGGAAAGAUGCCAGUCGGUUCUGGUGUUACAGUACUGAAGGAAUCAUAUCAAAUGGAAUAUAGAAGUGCUACCACUAUUGAAAUGCACUCCGAUUCUCUCAAAGCAGGACAACGUGUUGUUAUUAUUGAUGACUUGUUGGCAACUGGUGGUACUUUGUUGGCUAGUAUUAAACUUGUUGAAAGACUUGGAGCCGAAGUUGUUGAAUUGGCUUGUAUUGUUGAAUUGCCAGCUCUUGGUGGUAGAUCCAAACUCGCUGCUUAUCCACUCUAUCAUAUGGUUGAAUUUGAAGGAGAUUAA